Humulus lupulus (European hop) is the source of this 1135-nucleotide messenger RNA. RefSeq lists its product as uncharacterized. The record is from RefSeq and is a predicted model, not a curated record. NCBI's taxonomy places the organism in Eukaryota, Viridiplantae, Streptophyta, Magnoliopsida, Rosales, Cannabaceae. The transcript has 3 exons. The coding region runs from base 1 to 1020 and encodes 339 amino acids.
AUGUUGACGGCGGUGGAGGUAGCAACAAUUUUGGCAGGAGUUGGCCUUGUUGUGGUUUUCGGCGAUGACAGAAGUGAUGGUUGUGGUGUUGACACGUUUGCAGUAUGGUGUUUUGUCAAGAGACAUGGAUUCUAUCGUUGUAAUUUGUACGAAAGAGAUUUGAAAGAUAGAGAUAUCACCAGCAAGUACUUAGAACUACCACAGAAAGAGUGGGAAAGAGAGAGAGAGAGAAAGAUGCAUGGUAUGUGGUUGUACUUGAAGGAGAAUGUGAAGUGUGGGAGUAAGCAUACUGAUGUGCUUUGUAGUUCUGAAAAAUGCAGCCACAAACUUAGCUUCACACCAUUGCAGAAGAACUUGGCUCCAGAUUCUCAGUUAGUUCAUCCUAUACGCGAACUGAUUUACCGGAAAAACUACUGCCAAACAUGUCUCUGCGAGUUGGAAAUUGGAGACCCAUCAAGGAAAAUUGUGGAGAUAAUAUUCCAAAAGGCAUCCUUGGAUCACUCAAAGUCAACAACCAGGAUAAGAAGCAUUAUAAAGGUAAAGAACUCCGCACAAACACUCGACAGUUUUGAGAAGUACAGAGACAAGGUGAAGAUGACUGCCGACCAUAGAUGCACAAAGAAUCCAAGGAACAUCGUUGAUGGAAAUGAGCAACUCCGAUUCUAUGGCACAACCAUGGCUUGUCGCAGGGGAAAGUCUAAGCAAGUUUCAGAGCUUUGCAAGAAUCCCAAUUGCAGAGUCUGCAGGAUACUUCAAUCUAAUUUUCGCAUAGAUUACACGACAAAUAAUGGAAUUCGGUUGAGUUCAAAUAGUGAUGACUUCAGGGAGAAUGUGAUGAAGAACACAGAAAGAACAGUGAUAGUUUGCAGAAUCAUUGCAGGAAACAUGAGUAUCUCUAAUGGUGAUGAGAGUAAUGUGUGCAAUUCAACUGGAAAUGAAAAGGGAUACAAUAGCUCGGGGAAUGUAAUAGUGUGGGAUCCCAGUGCUGUACUUCCUUGUUUUGUCAUAGUUUUCACUUGAAUUUACUUGCUGUAUAUGAUUCCUUGCAUUAACUAAUACAUUACUAGCACCAGAAGUUAUAUAGAUUAUGUAUUCAUUCAAUGACAGAAAAGAAAAGUUUCAUUUCUUAGUUCAA